This is a messenger RNA of Trichomonas vaginalis G3, 816 nucleotides long. RefSeq names its product ribonuclease P protein. Gene Ontology annotation, biological process: tRNA processing. Gene Ontology annotation, molecular function: RNA binding. Bases 1 to 816 code for a protein of 271 amino acids. The transcript has a single exon. The record is from RefSeq and is a predicted model, not a curated record. NCBI's taxonomy places the organism in Eukaryota, Parabasalia, Trichomonadida, Trichomonadidae. Gene Ontology annotation, cellular component: nucleolar ribonuclease P complex.
AUGAAUAUUGAACUAUUUCUUCCUUAUGAAAAGGACGGUAGCAUUGUUAAUCAGGAAGUACGUAUGUUCGUUGAAAGAUCGAUACGUUCAGGUUGGGAUGGUGUCGUUUUAACUACAAAUGUUCGCACAAUGAAAAAUGUUCCUCCACCCCCUGAACCAGUACAAAUAUCAGCAGAAGCAGAAGCGAUAAUACAACGUAGGCAUUCACUCUUUUGCUUAUCAGAUUAUCCAACUUUUCCACAAUUUACUCGUUUAAAUCUCGAAACAGAUAGUGUCGAUGAAGUUCAUGCAUUCAUGCGUCAAAUGCCAUCAUUGGGAUAUAGUUUAUACUCAGUAACACCAUUAAAUGAACAAAUUUUCAAAAUGGCUUGCCAAACAAUGGAUAUUGAUAUUAUUUCUCUAGAUUUACCAGCUUAUAUGCCAAAAAAGAAAUGGAAAGAUCUUAAAGGCGCAGUAAAUCGUGGAAUUGCUGUUGAAAUAAGAUAUUCACAAUUUUUAAAGUCUCUGCAAAUGCGACAAGAUUUAAUAAGUGCGGCCAAAUCCUUAACAUUUGUUCUAAGGAGAAGGAACAUUCUGUUAAGUCAUGGCUGCCUUGAUACAGAUUUAGUCAGAUCUCCCUCAGAUGUACAUAAUAUUGCAGCUCUACUCAAUAUUAAACACCCAGAAAAUAUUACGAAUUCAAUACCUAAAAAAGUUCUCUCGAAAGGACUUUCUAGAAACACUUUCUCUGGUAUUGCAAGAGCAAUGAAACCAAUUGAAGAAAGUUCAACUGAUGAAGAAGAUGACUUCAUACCUAUUACUAUUCAAACAAUUUAA